UCCCUGGGAAUUCCCAGUUAGCAAAGGGAAUAUAACAAAACAUAACAAACUUUUAGAUAAUAAAACGAGGAAAAGAAUUUAAUACAACAUUAAUUAUAUUAUAAGUAUAUGUUUUAAUGAUUUAUACAUAACUGGGAAAUGGAUGAGUACUACACGGAUACAUCUGCAAGUGAUUUAGAACAACAGAUCUCCCGGUUCUCUCAACAGCCGACACACCCUUUAGAAAAUAAAAUUGUUCAACAAAAUGGACAGUUUGAUGACCCAAUUGAAUAUCCCGUUAGUCCUAUUGAUUUUGAUGGUGACAUCUCUAUGAACACACUGUUGAACGGUUUGGCUGAAAAUGAACAACAAUUAGUUGAAGAAGUCUAUAAUGAUUCUGAAUUAAAAGAUACAGAUAACAAAAGGGCUAUUUAUACCCAAGUCUAUGAUAAUUCACUGUCAUUUGACCAACAAAUCAAUGUCAACCACAACCACAACAAUGACACAAACUCUGAACAAAAUAUUACAAUUGAAAGCCUGGUUCCGGCAACUAAUGUCAUCACAUCAGUGCCAUCCAUACCAGUACUAGAAAAUGGUGAAAAAGUCAAAAGAAAAAGAGGUCGACCAAAGAAAUAUCCAAAUGGUUCGCCCAAUAAGUCUAAGAGACCGAGAGGUCGUCCACCACUAAAACCAGAAGAAAGAGAUAUUUGCAAAAAACGCAGAGAAACUAAAGCGUCGGCAAAAUACAGACAAAAAUUGAAACAAAAAUCUGCGGAAGAGAUUAAAAUUGAAAAACAAUUGAUUGAAACAAACAAAGAUUACAAAAACACAAUUCGCGACAUUAAAAGACAGUUACAACCAUUUAUACGGUAUUACCAUAAACACCAACACCUCAUAGAUUGCAAUAGAUUUGAAUACAUUAAAAAUGAAAUAAUGAAUUGAUUUAAUUUUAAAUA
Molecule: messenger RNA, 935 nt
Organism: Oppia nitens
Lineage: Eukaryota; Metazoa; Arthropoda; Arachnida; Sarcoptiformes; Oppiidae
Exons: 4
Coding region: 139-921 (260 amino acids)
Molecular function (GO): DNA binding
Source: RefSeq, a predicted model, not a curated record